AUGAAGAUUAGAGGAAGGAAGAUGAGAAAAGACGAAGACAGUCUUAGUGGCCUGUCUCUCUGCGACUGGGCCCAACAGCUCACAGCAUGCCGGGUCGCGCUCCGCCUGCCUUUGCUGGCCGGCUCGUCGUGUUCUAUCGAUUAUGACAAUAUAACAAGGGCAGUGAUGCCGGGAAUGGUGAUGUUUCGGCGGCGCUGGUCAGUUGGCAGUGAUGACCUGGUGCUGCCCGCCCUCUUCCUUUUUAUACUGCACUGCAUUUGGUUGGUGGUUCUGUCCGUGGUUCUGUUCGGCCUCCCGUAUGGCUCGGAGCAGUCGUGCUCUAUAACGCUGGUGGACCAUGGCCGAGGGUACUUGGGCAUCCUGGUCAGCUGCCUCAUCUGUGAAAGCGCCAUCAUGUGGCUGAGCAUGAGGGGAAGCAUUUUGUACACACAGCCCAGAGAAGCUGUGCAGUAUGUCAUCUAUAUACGGCUCGCUAUUCUGUUGGUUGAGCUAGUAUAUGCAGUUGUAGGAAUUGCCUGGCUUCUUCAGUAUUAUCAGCCGUGCUCUGAUGUCACAGCCAAAAACUUGGCUUUAGGAAUUGUUGCGUGCAAUUGGUUAGUGAUAUUAAGCGUUUGCAUUACCCUCAUGUGCACAUUUGAUCCGACGGGGCGGACUUUUGUCAAACUGAAAGCGACUCGUCGGCGUCAGCGCAAUCUCACUACAUACACACUCAGACACAGACUAGAAGAAGGCCAGGCCAGCAGCUGGAGCAGGAGGCUGAAGUUCUUCAUGUGCUGCACAAGAGCUCAGGAUACACAAUCAGAUGCUUAUUCAGAAGUGGCCAGCCUUUUCGCAGAGUUUUUCAGAGACCUGGACAUUGUGCCAAGCGAUAUCAUUGCUGGCCUGGUUCUUCUUCGCCAGAGACAGAGGUCCAAGAGAUCGUCUAUCCUAGACCAGGCCAACAAUGACAUUUUAGCCUUCUUGUCAGGAAUGCCUGUCACUCGUAACACUAGAUACUUGGACCUCAAGAACUCGACCGAGAUGAACAUGUACAAAGAUGUGUGUUAUUAUAUGCUCUUUGCUCUCGCUGCAUAUGGCUGGCCCAUGUAUCUGAUGAGGAAGCCGGCCUGUGGGCUGUGCCGCCUCGCCAGCUCCUGCCCCUGCACAUCAGUGUCUGGCUCUCGGCUGUCUCAGUCGGUGACUGUGGAGGAGGACAAUUGCUGCGGCUGCAAUGUCAUUGCCAUUCGUAGACACUUCCUUGACAGGGAUCUCAAGCAGGUUCACAUUGUCUACACAUCCUGUCACGACGCUGUUUAUGAAACUCCAUUCUUUGUGGCUGUGGAUCACGCAAAGAAGAAAGUUGUCAUCAGUAUCAGAGGAACACUUUCACCAAAGGACGCCUUGACUGAUCUAACGGGGGAUUCUGAGCGUUUGCCUGUAGAGGAGCAACAUGGGACGUGGCUUGGCCACAAGGGAAUGGUUUACUCAGCAGAAUACAUUAAGAAGAAACUGGAACAGGAAAUGAUCUUGUCACAAGCUUUUGGAAGAGACUUGAGCAAGGGCACCAUGCACUAUGGGCUGGUGAUAGUUGGGCAUUCUCUUGGUGCAGGAACUGCUGCUAUUCUGUCCUUCCUGCUCCGGCCUCAGUACCCCACACUACAUUGCUACUCUUACUCUCCACCUGGUGGACUUCUCAGUGAGGAUGCCAUGGAGUACUCAAAAGAGUUUGUCUCAUCUGUGGUGUUAGGAAAAGACCUGGUUCCAAGGCUGGGCCUCUCACAGUUGGAGGGUUUCCGACGACACCUUUUGGAAGUCUUGCAGAAAAGUAACAAGCCAAAGUGGAGGAUUAUUGCGGGAGGCACCAAAUGCAUCCCCAAAUCAGAGCUUCCAGUGGAGGAUGAUGAUCCUCAGUCUCAGCCGGCAGCGCCCCCCAGCAGUCGACUGUGGCUACACCCCAGUGACCUCAGCAUUGCCCUCUGUGGCCAGGAAGAGCCCACUUACUCGGCUCUGUGGGGGGACAACAAGGCCUUCAAUGAAGUCAUCAUAUCCCCCGCCAUGCUGAAUGAGCACAUGCCCCACAUGGUGAUGGAAGGCCUUAAUAAGGUGCUGGAGAACUACAAUAAAGGCAAAACUGCUUUACUGUCAGCGGCCAAGAUCAUGGUGAGCCCCACAGAAGUGGACUUGAACCCAGAGGCACUGUUUGUGGAUGCCUCGACAACCUCUCAGCAGCCGACGCCUACACCCCACCACCGCAGGAACAGUAGUGUUCGUUCGUGUGCCCAGUCUGAAAUAUCUCUGGAUGGUUUCUCUGAGUGCCCUCCUCCCCCAGUGCCUGUAGUGCUGCGUGGAGCACGGGAGCGUUUGGCAGUGGAGCUUAGGGACCGCAAAGCUCCACUGGCUGUCAUGGAGAGCCUCUCGGAUGCAGAGUCCCUCUAUAGUCUGGAUUCACGACGUUCCUCAGCUGCAUUAAGGGGUUCACCCAUGCUCAGUAGCCUACCAUUCCCUUUGGACGCCCCAAUUCCAGAGGAGAAUCCAUCUCUAAGCUCUCGCACUGAACUGUUGGCCGCAGACUGCCUCUGCCAGGCAACGCCAGAGCACUUGGGUGAAGUCGGACCCUUUUUUACCCCAAUGGAUGCCAGAUCCACUCCAGAUUACUCCAUGAAGCUGUCUCCUGCCACGCCUCGUUACAGUGGACACCAUUCCCCAACUCUUCUGAACCAGAGUGUCUUGGCGCAGCAUUUCAAACCAGACUCUAAUGCCACCCCAACAGCACUCCCAGAUGGAGAUCAGAUGCCUGGUAUCUACAGUCCAGGGAGCACUCCUAACGCUCCCCUAAGCCCACAAAUGGGCUCCAAACCAGUGUGUAGAGAGGGGGAGUACUUGGAGCAGGAGACGGCCGAGAAACGGUUGAGCGCAGAAACCGCACCGACAGCUUCUACCCCUCCACCUCAACUCUCCAAUGGAAACCCCAGUCAGGCAGUGCUGGAGUUUGCUCAGUACUUGGACUCUCUAUUCAGACUGGACGGCAGCAGUUCUCCACCCCUGGAAUUAUCUGACGGGGAGUCGGAGUCGGGCCGGGGCUCGUUCGGUCAGGCCGAGUGUCUGGGAGAUAGACAGCAAUUAGAUGACAAACAACUCCUGGCCAGAGCGACGCUGGAGCCCAACCUGGUCCCCAAGCCUCCGCGCACUUUUGCAGAAUCUGCUGACCCCUCUUCAGGCAUAUCCUUGUCCCCCUCCUUCCCUCUCUCAUCAUCUGAAGAGCUCAACGACCUCUCCCCUGGCGAGGGCCCCCCCCCUGCCAUAAACUCCUUACGAACAUCGAGCCCUUGCCACUGUCCUGAAGAGAACACGCUGUCGUCGAUGGUGUAG
Messenger RNA from Menidia menidia (Atlantic silverside), 3348 nucleotides. The record is from the annotation of a GenBank genome assembly. Lineage: Eukaryota; Metazoa; Chordata; Actinopteri; Atheriniformes; Atherinopsidae.